GAGACGGCGCGGGGCGGAGAGACGCUACUCCGGGAGCGGCCUCGCAGCGGGGCAUUUCAUUAGUCCUCCCGCCCUCUUCGUGAGCCUGAGCCCGGAUCAUUCAAGUUUAGCUGCUCCGUCUGGGAUCCAACUCCUCUCCCAGGUGCUGCUCCUUGACCACUCCUGUCGUCUUCUCAUCACUUGAAAAGCAGCGAUGGAGGCCCUUUGCCACUCAGAGGACAUGCUGGCAAAAGCAUCCCAGCUGUGGACAAUGCUGGAUGACAUGGCCGAGAAUUCUCCCGAGAGUUACCACCAAUUCAUGCAGGAGCAAUUCAACAGCGCAAAGCAAUAUUAUGCUCCUCCUGAGCCAUUUCUGUGCCUGGAAGCCCUGAUCUUGGAGCCAACUGAAAACAGAUUGUUUGUUAACCUCUGCAGCUGGAAUAAAGUCCCUCCUCCCCAGUCCCGAUUCGAUCCAGUCCCAUUAAAUGCUGGCAAAAUGGAUAUGUUUGCAAAGUCAGACUCUUGCAGCAUUGUCGAUAUUGCGUACAAUCCAUCUGUCCUCGAGCAGGAAAAGAACCCAUUAGAGAAAGACCGGCUGAUACGUUUAUCCCUGAAGUUCAUUGAGCAGCGUUACAGCAUCACUCUGUCCCCCACUUACAGUAUUGCAAAGGUUAAAAUGAAAGGGAGUCUGGAAAGGAUGAGGCAGAGCUUACAGGGAGAGAAGCCGACAGCGCCUCUCCCUAAAAAGAGCAUGAAGAAUGAGAGGAUACUUGACCAGCUGAGAAUCAUCACAGCACCUGAGGAAGACAGAAGUCUGACUCUGCCAACAAAGAACACUGGUCCCCCGAAACCACGCCUAAUUGAGGAGAUUCCUGGUACGGAGAGACCAGCCGGACCAAGGUCUCCAGCCUAUGAAGUCACCACAAGGAGGGAUGCCAGCGGAAAAGUCCUGAAGCUUGAAGUGAAAGUUGAGAUGCCUGAGGUCUGCUGCGUCUCCGAGUGUGACCUGAGUGUUUCUAAGGAUGACCUGUUGAUUGAAUGCCCUCACAAAUACCGGCUGCACUUGAAUCUACCAGAGUCUGUGGAGGAGGAAGCAGUAUCAGCAAGAUUCUUCAAGAGGAAAGGGAUCCUGCUGAUCACAAUGCCUGUUUGCCAAAAGGAGCAAGAUCCAAGUGCUGAGUGAGCAACGGUUUUGAAGGGAUUAAUAUUAAGUGUGCUGGUUCUUAAGUCUGUAUUUUACUCCUUUGAGCAGGAAACUCAGUUGCCUUUUGAACAGAUGCAGCGUGCCCUCCACCACUGCCACCAGUAACAACAGUCACAUACAGUACACCUCUUAUCCCUCACUGAAUUUCUACUGUGCUAUUAAACUGUAUGAGAGAACUGUGUGAACUAAUCUUGUAAAGCAGUAACAGGCUGGCUGCCUCAAAAACAAUUUCUAUGUUAACUCAAAUAAAAACCAGGUAAAUUCUA
This is a messenger RNA of Sphaerodactylus townsendi, 1449 nucleotides long. RefSeq names its product PIH1 domain containing 2 (gene PIH1D2). Gene Ontology annotation, cellular component: ribonucleoprotein complex; cytoplasm; R2TP complex. NCBI's taxonomy places the organism in Eukaryota, Metazoa, Chordata, Lepidosauria, Squamata, Sphaerodactylidae. The transcript has 6 exons. Bases 194 to 1162 code for a protein of 322 amino acids. The record is from RefSeq and is a predicted model, not a curated record. Gene Ontology annotation, biological process: rRNA processing; box C/D snoRNP assembly.